This is a messenger RNA of Ectocarpus siliculosus, 1521 nucleotides long. NCBI's taxonomy places the organism in Eukaryota, Phaeophyceae, Ectocarpales, Ectocarpaceae. The record is from the annotation of a GenBank genome assembly.
AUGGAUGCGGUCUUCCUCGCGCUUGCUGGCGUUUUGCUGACGGCUUCGCCAACGGCAGACGCCGCAGAGGCGGCCCCUGCUUUGGACUUGUCUUCUAGCGUUGGGUAUCAGUGCUGGGAAACCCACGGCGUUUUCGAGUGCGAUUGCUUCCAUGACGAGACGCUGACCCUGGACCCGUACCCCCUGAAGCCGGAGAUGUUCGCGCGGGCGAUUCGGUACAGUACGUCCGACCUCUCUUUGCACCGCGCCUUUCGGAGGGCGAGGGGUAGAGGGGUGCUGAAGGUCGUUGUUCUAGGGGGGAGUGUCACGUACGGACAUGAUUGCUCAUCACCGGCAGGACUCAAGGGGAACGGUUGUGCAUGGCCCCAUCGCGUGGAGCAGUGGUUUCAGGAAGAAUACGAAGAUCUGGAUAUCGAGGUCACAAACGCGAGUGUCCCCAAAUAUGGAGUAAUGCAAUUUCUCCAUAAACUUCUGGACAAGGCCCUGCCAGUGGACUUGGAGGUCGACCUCAUUAUCGUCGACUUUGGAGUAAAUGACGCGGUCAUCGAAGAAUUUGAGUACAACCUGGAGUACUUGAGGAUGGCGCACGAACUACUCAUCCGCUACGUCAGAGACACAAUGUUCCACUCGCCAGCGCUCCUCUACGCGGAGAGUUUCAUCGCACCAUUCCGAAGUCUUGAAUCCCCAUGGCAAAGCGAAAACAUGGCGGAGGUGCACGCCAGCGUAACACAAAAGCACGACAUUCCCAUGGUGUCCUUCCGGGAUGCGGUUUGGCCGAAAAAGGAAGAUUACGCCGCUGCAGAAGACAUCUGGGGACACUCGGUCCAUCCUGAUUGGCAAGUGCACCAGCUCAUGGCCGAUGUCGUCGCGUACUACCUUCAACUAUCGUACGCCCGGUUCUUGGAGGUGUAUGGCCCGUUACCGAACCCUAGCCCCAGCGAGAAGGAACUCCAGCGAUUCAAGGGUGGGAUGGGCUGCCUCGCGAACCCUCGUUCAUCCGUUCUUGAGCUAGGCAGUUACUUGGACGCCCCACCCCCGGAAGAGCUGGUGUCAGUUACAGGAUGGUCGGUGUUGAAACUCUCCGGGGAAGCUGGACUGACAGGGUUCAGGAAAUAUGCCACCGAUCCGGCGGUGGCGACGUUCGAACUUGUUUGCGACGGUGGCGUGGGGCUUCUAGACAUAGAGUACCUUGUGAGCUACGCGGGUAUGGGUGCGGUCAUGGUUGAGAUUGAGGCUGGGCCAACAGCGGAAGAUUUACAGGACGAGGGAAUUAGCAGCACGUCAACCGUGAUUGUCGAUGGGCUGUGGGAUUCACACGCCUCGGUUUCUUCUUUCGAGACCAUUCCUAUCCCUGAUGCGGGUGGAGGGGGAAAUGUUAGAGUAUCACUUCGUAUUUUGUCGGCCGAAGAGGAACAUUCGUCCUCUUCCUCCCGCCUUUUCGACUUUAAGGGCGACGAAGACAGAGAGAAAGAAGUGCGAGGUGACCGCAAGUUCAAGCUAAUCAGCUUGCAGUGCUGUUGA